AUGGCGCCGGUCAACACUGCUUCUAGUGGUGGCAGCGACGAAGCGAUGUACCCGCUGAACGCGGAGUCGUACCGCCUGCUGUGCAAGAUCGGGAGCGGCGUGAGCGCGGUGGUGUACAAGGCCGUGUGCCUGCCACUGGGCUCGUCGGCGGUGGUGGCCAUCAAGGCGAUCGACCUGGAGCGGUCGCGCGUCGACCUCGACGGCGUGCGGCGGGAAGCGAAGGCCAUGGCGCUGCUAUCCCACCGCAACGUGCUCCGCGCGCACUGCUCCUUCACCGUGGGGAGCCACCUGUGGGUGGUGAUGCCCUUCAUGGGCGCCGGCUCGCUGCACUCCAUCCUGCGCCACGGGUUCCCCGGCGGCCUGCCGGAGCCGUGCGUGGCCGUCGUGCUCGCGGAGACGCUCCGCGCGCUGUGCUACCUCCACGGGCAGGGCCGCAUCCACCGCGACAUCAAGGCGGGCAACAUCAUUGUGGACUCGGACGGCGCCGUCAAGCUCGCCGACUUCGGCGUGUCGGCGUCCAUCUACGAGACCAUGCACGCGUCGGCGUCGGCGGCGACGGCGGCGGCGCUGGGGCUCGGCUCGUCGGCGUCGUGCUGCUUCAACGACGUGGCGGGGACGCCGUACUGGAUGGCCCCCGAGGUGAUCCACUCACACGUCGGGUACGGCAUCAAGGCCGACAUCUGGUCGUUCGGCAUCACGGCGCUGGAGCUCGCGCACGGCCGCCCGCCGCUCUCGCACCUGCCGCCGUCCAAGUCGAUGCUGAUGAGGAUCACCAGCCGCCUCCGCCUCGAGGAGACCGCCGCCGUGAGUAGCAAGAGCAACAAGUUCUCCAGGGCGUUCAAGGACAUGGUGUCCGCGUGCCUCUGCCAGGAGCCGGCCAAGCGGCCGUCGGCGGAGAAGCUCCUCCGCCACCCGUUCUUCAAGGCCUGCGACCGCCGCUCCAGGGCCUUCCUAGUCCGCAACGUCCUCGCCGUCGUCCCGAGCAUCGAGGAGCGGUGCAGCAAAGACGACGACGACGCGGGUAGUGAUCUCUGCGGGUGUGUCGGUUCCAGCGGCGGCGCACGCUGCGUGUCGCCGUGCCGCCGCCACGCCGACGACGUCGUCGUCGUCAAGAACCGACGGAUCAGCGGCUGGAACUUCAACGAGGACAACCUGGAGUUUGAUCCGACGACCGAGGACCCGGCGGUGGAGAAGAGGUGCGUCCCGUUUGAGAACCCGGUGGAGCUGGACGACAGUGACUCCUCCACCGGGGAUGGAGAUACACGGUCGUCGCCGCAGCCGCCGCAUGGGGAUGACGCCGAUCACGAUCACGGGAAGGCGGCGGAGGCGGUAUGGUUUAAGCAGCGCCAGCAAGUGGUGACUCGGCAGCUGAUGGCCGUCCUGGAGAGCCUGGAGAAGCAAAGGGACAUGGUGACGCACGUGUUGCAACGCACCGCUGGCCGCUUCGAUGACGUCGUCGACAGCGGCAAUGGUGGCGCCUGUGGCGUGACGGCUCCAAGGGAGGAGAGGGAAGAGAUGCUGCUUGGGUACGUCCGGCAGCUGGAGCACACGGUGGAAGACCUGAGGAAGGAGGUCGAGGAGGAGAUGGCCUGGAACGCCCGGUUGGAGAAGAUGCUGCGAGAGAGGGUUGUCAUUAGCGACGAUGAGAAGAAGAUAAACUCAUCUCAUACGUCAGCUGGAGAUGGGAGCAGUUGA
Miscanthus lutarioriparius is the source of this 1695-nucleotide messenger RNA. Lineage: Eukaryota; Viridiplantae; Streptophyta; Magnoliopsida; Poales; Poaceae. The record is from the annotation of a GenBank genome assembly.